AUGGGACAUAUAUUAUCGCAUCCUGUCACAGAUAAGACCACUGUGUACUGCGAUUCCCAGACACUAUCAUAUGUGAUUGGCUCAUGUCAGGGAUGGAGAAAUAAUAUGGAAGAUGCCCAUUGUGCGGUCGAGGAGACGUUUAAAGUGACGAAAAACAUUCCUAUUAUCAAUAACAACAGCAAUUUGGGUAAAGAGCCAAAACUACGAUUGGAAACCCAUGAAGAAACUAUCAAUGUGAAAAUCUUUGGGGUAUUUGACGGGCAUGGUGGGUGGAAAUCGGCUAAAUUUGUGUCCGAAUGCUUACCGAGACUGAUCAUUGACGAAAUCAAAGUGAAUUAUCAGCCAAACAAACCGAACAAUUGGGUGAAAAUGUUGAAGAACGGGUUUAUGAGAUGCGACCAUGAUUUAUACCACAAACAUUUCCAAUGUGGGACGACUUCGAUUGUGGUGGUGAUCAUCAACAACUCCCAGAUGUACGUGUGCAAUACUGGUGAUUCGAGAUGUGUGAUGAGCACUGGUAAAGGAGGGGUGAAGAAUUUAUCGUUUGAUCAUAAACCAAGCAACAUUGGAGAGUUGAUCCGGAUUCAAGAUGCUGGGGGCGUGGUCAAUAUGAACCGAGUGAAUGCUUCAUUGGCGCUAUCACGAGCCUUUGGCGAUUUCAAUUUCAAAAAGAAGAAAGUUUACAUCAAGGAGAAUAGUAGUAAAGUUCCUUCCCAUUUUGGAUUGAAAGAAAUAUGGUUACCUAGUGAGGAAACCCAGGUGACGGUUGAGCCGGAAAUCAUUGAGUUGAAGUUGGAUUACGAGCGUGAUGAGUUUUUAGUGUUAGGAUGUGAUGGGAUCUGGGACUCAUUUAGGAACUCGACGUUGAUCCAAUUGAUACGACAUAAGAUUAGCAUUGGGGUCAAGUUGGAUAAGAUUUGUGAGGACGUGAUCGACAAAAUCUUGCAAACCAUUGACAGCAAUACUGGGGUUGGUUUUGACAAUAUGACCAUAUUGGUGGUGGCAAUCCAUGGCGGGGAAAUUAGUUUCGAUGGGUGGUAUCGGAAGAUCCAGAAUAGAUACGAGAAUGAGAUGGGGAUUGUUUAA
Molecule: messenger RNA, 1086 nt
Organism: Saccharomycopsis crataegensis
Lineage: Eukaryota; Fungi; Ascomycota; Saccharomycetes; Ascoideales; Saccharomycopsidaceae
Gene: PTC4
Product: type 2C protein phosphatase PTC4
Exons: 1
Coding region: 1-1086 (361 amino acids)
Biological process (GO): protein dephosphorylation
Molecular function (GO): protein serine/threonine phosphatase activity; cation binding
Source: RefSeq, a predicted model, not a curated record